This is a messenger RNA of Babesia bigemina, 1080 nucleotides long. RefSeq lists its product as hypothetical. The transcript has a single exon. Lineage: Eukaryota; Apicomplexa; Aconoidasida; Piroplasmida; Babesiidae. The coding region runs from base 1 to 1080 and encodes 359 amino acids. The record is from RefSeq and is a predicted model, not a curated record.
AUGAUGCACUGCUUAGUGGUUAGUAUAAAAGACGGUGUCAUAUACGGAGACUCUGACCUCAUUAACCGCCCUAUUUCUUCAUUUUUUAGAAAUCGGAUAUCAUCGAAGUAUACGAGACAGCGCAUAGACGCGAGAAUGCAUAACACAAGAAAUCAUGAGGAAUCUACAUACACAGUACGGACCAAAAAAUGUGUUUCAAAGAAUGACAAUUCUCGCUGUUAUGAAAAGAAAGAGACGAUUACCAAUCCCCCCGUUAUUUAUUUCCCAGAUCUGGGUGUCACCAACAAUCAACUCAAAGGUGAUGAUGACAAUAUUAUACUGAAAUCUAUAUCAGGUGGUAUUGUUGAAUAUGCGGAUGCCGAUUCAUCAGAUGUGGGUAUUGAACCUCUAUACACAGUCGUGGAUAAUGUAAUACGUCCAGUUGUGAAUGCGAGCUCCCCCGAUGAUAAAAAGUCUGUUCUAAUUGAUAACUUAUAUAAACAUGAUUCCGUGUCGGUCGACUAUGUAAGUAAUCGAAAAUCGUGUAGAGAAAGAUCUUAUGACAGCGGCAUAAAGGUAGAGAUGAGGAAAGAAUUCUCCUUUGGAUAUUUAAAUAGCCGCGAUAAUGAAAUGGCCGGAUUAUUAAAUGAAGAGCCUGUUAGGCACCUUGUUGAACAUAUAGGAGGCCCAUUAAAUGGCGAAAAUCGCGUUAGAGGUUAUUCGAUAGAAGCGGGAGGACCGAGAAUUAAAAGAUCGGUGAGAGUUCACUUGCAAUCGAAUGAGGGUCAUGAGGAAAUAUUAACGUCCAAGACAGAUACCCGAUGUGCGAAAAUGCCGGAUUAUAGACGAGACGGAAGUACGAAGUUUUAUGAUGAUAAAAUCCCAAAUGUUGUUCAACAGGGAGCAGCAAAUGUCACACAUAUUGGUAAAUUUGAAGUACCACCGUAUGCAUUUGCACUAGAAAAGUUGAAGUCGCGAUUCGCAACGAGUAAAGAUCAAAACAACGAGAGCGAGACGAAUGAUACAGAAAAAGCUGACUUAACUAAAUUAACUCUGAAAUGGUUAAAGAGAUUGAUCUUUAAUUGGUGUAGGAGGCUGUAA